Molecule: messenger RNA, 504 nt
Organism: Malania oleifera
Lineage: Eukaryota; Viridiplantae; Streptophyta; Magnoliopsida; Santalales; Ximeniaceae
Exons: 3
Coding region: 1-504 (167 amino acids)
Source: RefSeq, a predicted model, not a curated record
AUGGUGCUUGUAAAUGAUAGGAGGUCAAACCACAGGGUCCACAGGGGGAUUCAUCUCACGCACAGUGUCCUAGGUGUCAUAGGUGGCAUGAGGGUGAGUGCUGGCCAUUCACGGGUAAUUGUCACCAUUGCGGCGAACAGGAGGAACACAGCUCAGACGAGAGUUUACUCGCUUACCCUUGCCGAUGCAGAGAAUGCGGGCGACAUGGUGACAGGAUCAACCCACUCCUUUAUAUUUGCAAACUUUGUUAAAUUGUAUGGGGUUAAAACCCGAGUGAUGGAUGCGGAAUUGUCCGUGGUGACACCAUCAGGGAGUAUGGUGAUAUGUAGGAAGAAGUUGGGGGAUUAUCCUAUAGAAAUUCAGGGGAGGACGCUACCAGUGAAUCUAGUAGUAUUUGACAUGUACCGAUUUGAUGUUAUUCUGGGGAUGGACUGGUUAUCCUCCAGUUUUGCUGUCAUUGACUGUAACAGUAAAGAGGUAGUGUUCAGACCUCUGGAUGGAUAA